AUGGAUAUCGUCAAAAGCAACUUGGAGACGUUAAAAUGCCGAAAGGAAGAUAUUGAAGAAAGAUUGAAAGCGGAGAGUGGACCAUUAAGGAAAUUGGCAACCGCUGAAGUCAGAAAUUGGUUGCAAAAUGCGGAAGUGAUCAUUGAUGAAGCACCAAAAAUGGAGCGAAAAGCUAGAGAAGUAAAAUAUUGCUCACGUGCUUCUCUAGGAAAACUUGUUGAGGAGAAGAUUCAAAAAGUCAAAGAUCACUAUGAGAAGGGUACAUUUGGGAGUUUGGAAGUAGGAAUACCUGUGCCGACUGUAGAUAAUGGAUGCAAAUUGACAAUAACCACUCGUUCAAAAGAGAUAUGUAGCUCUAUGGGUUGUAAACAAGUCAAUGUGAUGCUGCUGUCAGAUGAUGAAGCACUGAGGUUGUUUAUGGAUAAAGCGGGCGACAAUAUCUUGGGAGGUUCAGAUAUUGAAGUAACAAGGAAACUUAUUGUCGAUGGAUGCGCUGGGCUGCCCAGGCGAUUGUCACAAUAG
Messenger RNA from Mangifera indica (mango), 522 nucleotides. RefSeq names its product probable disease resistance protein At5g47260. Bases 1 to 522 code for a protein of 173 amino acids. The record is from RefSeq and is a predicted model, not a curated record. Gene Ontology annotation, molecular function: ADP binding. The transcript has 2 exons. Lineage: Eukaryota; Viridiplantae; Streptophyta; Magnoliopsida; Sapindales; Anacardiaceae.